Molecule: messenger RNA, 615 nt
Organism: Linum trigynum
Lineage: Eukaryota; Viridiplantae; Streptophyta; Magnoliopsida; Malpighiales; Linaceae
Source: the annotation of a GenBank genome assembly
UACCCAACCCAUUAUCAAUGGGUCUACUUGGGUUAGGGUAUAAUUACCCAUGGGUGGGUAAUUUGCCAUCCCUAGCCAUGAUCACUCAGAUCUCCAACGCCAUCAGUCCAUAUCACCACCGUCAUCAGCCUUGUUGCUGGUGCACAAUCUUCACCAACAUCGUCUCUGUCGAGCCAAUCCACCAUCAACAUCGCCGUUGGCGUCGAUCGACCAUCACCACCCAGAUCCCGAAUCCCCUGCAGUCGAUUUCACCACUGUCAUCCACCCAGUUGUCGCCGCCGAUCAUCCCAUCAUCGUCUCUGUUGUGCCAAUCAACCACCGUCGUCGUUGUUGCCGCUGGUCGGCCAUCCCCACCCAGAUCCCGACACCCUCGAAAUCACCAUCAUCAUCAAGGCUCCUCCCCUCUCUAGAAUUCUUUUCGGUGGAUUUUUGGAGACACGACUUUGCGAUGGCAGAUUAUAUGAAUUGUGUGAUCAGUUUGAGGCGAAGAAGAUGAACUUUAUUAGUGAAACAACCAAUUCUAUCGGCGGUGUUAACGUCCACAUUCCUGCCGGCGGUCAAGAGAGCACGCAUGUAAUAGACAUAUAAAUAAUUAUAUAAAGGAUUUAAAUACAA